Messenger RNA from Callorhinus ursinus (northern fur seal), 1353 nucleotides. RefSeq names its product adherens junctions associated protein 1 (gene AJAP1). Gene Ontology annotation, cellular component: cell-cell contact zone; adherens junction; cytoplasmic side of plasma membrane. Gene Ontology annotation, molecular function: beta-catenin binding. The record is from RefSeq and is a predicted model, not a curated record. NCBI's taxonomy places the organism in Eukaryota, Metazoa, Chordata, Mammalia, Carnivora, Otariidae.
GCGAGCAAGGUCUGAGGCUCCGCUCCCCGAAACGUGACCAUGUGGAUUCAACAGCUUUUAGGACUCAGUUCCAUGUCCAUCCACUGGCCGGGCUGCUCCCUAGGAAGCCAUGCUUGGAUACUUAUAGCCAUGUUUCAGCUCGCCAUGGAUCUGCCCUCGUGUGAGUCCCUGGGCCCGGGCCCCGACUUCCGGCUCCUGCCCCGGCCGCCGCAGCGGCCGCCCCGGCUGUGGAGUUUGAAGAGCGGACAGGCGGCGCGCAUCCCGGUGCCCGUGUGGAGCCCGCGCCCGGCCCGCGUGGAGCGCAGCCACGGGCAGGUGCCGAGCCCGCGCGCCAAACGGGCGCACAGACCCAGGGACCAGGUGGCCGCCCUGGUGCCCAGAGGGGGGCUCGCCAAGCCCCCAGCCGCUGCCAAAUCCAGCCCUUCCCUUCGCUCCUCCUCGACGUCCCCAUCCCCCGCAGUGGGCAGCGGGGCCACCACGGACCAGCAGGCCCUCCUGUGGAGGGAGAAGAGGCACCUGCAGGGGGCCGGCUUCAACAGUUUUGAUUUCCGGGGCAGCAGGCCCACCACAGAGACGGAGUUCAUCGCCUGGGGCCCCACGGGGGAGGAGGAGGCCCCGGAAUCCAACACAUUUCCAGGGCUCUACGGCCCCACCACGGCCUCCAUCCCACAGACACGGAAGACAACUGUGGCCACCACCACCGCCCCCGCCACCACGGCCACCUCCACGACGCUGCAGACUAAGGGGGUCACUGAGCCCCUGGGCCCCAGGAAUAGAAUCCCAGUUGGGGUUAGCACAACGGAGCCUUCCACCAGUCCUAGCAAAGACGAUGGUGAAGACGUCAAGCCCCCACGGAUUCUGGGGGAGACCUCAGGUCUGGCUGUUCAUCAGAUUAUCACCAUCACUGUCUCCCUCAUCAUGGUCAUAGCUGCUCUGAUUACAACUCUUGUCUUAAAAAACUGCUGUGCCCAAAGCGGGAACACGCGUCGGAAGAGCCACCAGCGGAAGAUCAACCAGCAGGAGGAGAGCUGCCAGAACCUGACGGACUUCACCCCUGCCCGGGUGCCCAGCAGCCUGGACAUAUUCACAGCCUAUAAUGAGACCCUCCAGUGCUCCCACGAGUGUGUCCGGGCGUCCGUGCCCGUGUACACCGACGAGACGCUGCACCCGACAGCCGAGUACAAAUCCACGUUUAACGGGAACCGACCCUCUCCUUCUGAUCGGCAUCUUAUUCCUGUGGCCUUUGUGUCUGAGAAAUGGUUUGAAAUCUCCUGCUGACUGGCCGAAGUCUUGUUUACCUCCUGGGGGCAGGGCAGACGCCAUGUGUCUGUUUUAUGGAUUCCGUUGGUGAAC